AUGGCAAAACGGGUAACCCGCAGCUCUGCCGCUGCUGCUGUCGUGAAGAAAGAGCACCAUUCCCCUCCCAGACCCUCUCAUACGCCUCGAAAGCGAGCCGUCUCAGAGCAAGACGUCAAGGCGAGGAAGAAGGUCAAGACGGAGAACCAGAACGAGACAGGCAUGCUUAGCCCGAUUGCCUCGGACGACCUCUCUACGCGCGCCGCUUUUCCUACAAAGCCUCCCUCGAGCAAGGCCAAGACUGCUUCUGAUCUGCAAUCGAGGAAACUCAAAUCCUACGCACAGUUCGCCAACGAAUCUCCUUUCCCCGACUUCUCUCGUCCUACACCGGCAGAAUGCAAGCUGGCCCACCGUAUCCUUGCCUCGCUCCACGGUCCACGCACCCGGCCUAAAGAAAUCGUCGCAUCCACCACUCGAGCGGGCUGCGGAGACUCUCCGUCUGUUCUUGACGCGCUUGUCCGGACGAUCCUCUCACAAAAUACCAGCGAUGUCAACUCUACCCGGGCAAAGCUGAGCAUGGACAAGGUAUACGGGGGAAGUGACAAAUGGGACGCCAUUGUGGCAGGAGGCCAGGCGAAACUUCAAGAGGCAAUCAAAUGCGGCGGCCUGAGUGCAGUCAAGAGCAAGGUAAUCAUAAACAUCCUGAACCAAUCGUUCGAGAAGUAUGGGGAAUAUUCUCUGGACCACCUACACCAGGCAUCGAGCGAUGAUGCCAUGCAAGAAAUGUUGUCCUUCCAAGGCGUCGGGCCGAAAACAGCGAGUUGCGUCUUGCUAUUUUGUCUCCAGCGGGAGAGUUUUGCCGUCGACACUCAUGUCUGGCGCAUCACGGGAUUACUAGGAUGGCGGCCCAAGAAUGCUUCAAGAGAUGAAACACAUGCCCAUUUGGAUGCCAAGAUUCCAGACGAAGAUAAAUAUGGAUUACACAUAUUACUGGUCACGCACGGGAAGAGAUGUGAAGAGUGUAAAGCCGGUGGGAAGAACCUGGGCAAAUGCGAAUUGAGGAGAGCGUUUAGGGCUGGAAAGAUAGAAGGUGAAGCCGGAGAGGAUGUGAAAAAGGAGGAGAUUGAGGAAGUGAAGAAGGAAGAUCAGUAG
Molecule: messenger RNA, 1092 nt
Organism: Capronia epimyces CBS 606.96
Lineage: Eukaryota; Fungi; Ascomycota; Eurotiomycetes; Chaetothyriales; Herpotrichiellaceae
Exons: 1
Coding region: 1-1092 (363 amino acids)
Biological process (GO): base-excision repair
Molecular function (GO): catalytic activity
Source: RefSeq, a predicted model, not a curated record